CAAUGGUUUAAAAAAUUUUAUAAGUCUUUAUUAGUCUAGAGGAGCACCAAAAAAUUAAGUACUUUAUGAUGGAGAUAAAAGGAACUCUAUCAGAACAUACAACGGUAACUUUUAUUAAUUUAAUAUUGUCAGAUAACUCAAACAACAGAUAAGGAUUCCAAAUUGGAUGGGACAUUGAUCAAUCUAGAAAGGGAGAUACUAAAAUUGCAGGAAAAGUUGGUCAAGAUCAAAGAAAUUCAUACAUUCCUUCAUAUCAAACUUAAACUUAUGUACCAGUUGUUGAAGUAUUCUAAAACAUAAUUAGUAAAAUCAAGAUGAAGAUUAUAUGAAGUAGUUAUAUAUUUAAGAAAUGAACAAAAAAAAAGAAUUAGCUGCCUUAUAUAAACAACCUGAUUAAUAUUACUAGGAUACUAUAGAUAGUUAUAAUAAUAAUGUAAAAUAAUACUCAAAUAAUAAUCCUCCUAAUACUUAUGAAUAACCAUAAUUGUUAUAAUAAUCAAACAAAUAUGAUCAUUAUUAAUAACCCAAAGUAGAAGAAGAACUCUAUAAUAAGGUAUCUUUUUUUUAUUAUAAUAUAUUUAGUAUAAAUAAGGUAAUAGUGGUAGUAAAUAAUAAAACACUGGUAAACAACCAGUUGCUUAAUUUAAUCCAAUUACAGGAGUAGCUUAUGAGAAUGCUUAUACUAAUCAAAGAGUUUAAGAAUCUUAAUAAUAAUAAUAAUAAUAAUAAUAAUAGGAUGAUGCACUUAGUUAAUUUAGUUAAUGUAUUAUUGUUAUCAUAUUUUAGUAUAAUAACACAAAGUAACUUCAAUGAAGAAUAAGGCUUCAAAUAUCUUUAAUACUGAUAUUCAAGAGACUGAGAAUAUUAAUAAUAAUAGACAAAAUAGUAGAGUUUAAAAUAAAAGAAAAGAGUUGGAUGAUGCUCAAUAUAAAGGAUAUGGUAUGAUAUUUGAAAUGAUAUUAUUUUUUAGGUUAGUUCUACAAGAAUCAAAUUGAAGUUAUUCCAACCUAAUAUAGAGAGCAAAAGUUCAUUAAUAGAAAUAUGAUUGAUAAUCAGAUAUUUCCAAAAUGAU
Molecule: messenger RNA, 1072 nt
Organism: Paramecium pentaurelia
Lineage: Eukaryota; Ciliophora; Oligohymenophorea; Peniculida; Parameciidae
Source: the annotation of a GenBank genome assembly